AUGGGCGUGAAAGGCCCUGUCAAAAAGCUCGAUAUUGUGCCCUACCGAAUAUCAGGCACCGAGAAGUUGCUCAUCUUACAUCUUAUUCCAUCAGCCGGUUCUGAGACUGAGACUCAUGUUUCACAGUAUCCCGUGGGCGCCCAUGUCUUCUUUUAUGUCCUAAUGUUGACUAAAUGCUAUACAUAUCUGGGCAGUUUGCGGUCAUGCACAUGUAUACAAAACGCAUAUGUGCGCGGCUUGUGGAGGGGUUUUUCCUACUCCGAUGUACAUGUACAGUACAUGGAGGCGAGUCAGGGCCAGAGAAGGCUUGAAAGUGCUGGGUCGGUGGGGGGUAGCCGUGCCGUAGCUGGCGGAGACGUGAUGCGAAUUGGCGGUCAUGCGGCUGGACAAUUACUGUAA
Messenger RNA from Fusarium verticillioides 7600, 399 nucleotides. RefSeq lists its product as hypothetical. The record is from RefSeq and is a predicted model, not a curated record. NCBI's taxonomy places the organism in Eukaryota, Fungi, Ascomycota, Sordariomycetes, Hypocreales, Nectriaceae. The coding region runs from base 1 to 399 and encodes 132 amino acids. The transcript is spliced from 3 exons.